CAGAAGGGUCAGUCCGUAGAGGUCGCUGCGCUAGCUAUUAGAUGAUUUAAGCGUGGAAGGGGAAUUUCCUCCAGCCCCUCGAGAGACCCAGUCCUGGACAUGAUCCCUGAGCAAGCGGCGCUAGGACCCCCGGGCAGAGUCUCGGAGAAGGGAGUCGAGGGGGGUGGGAUGGGAAAUACCUUACAUGGUCCCCCGAGUUCUUCAACUGAGCCCGCCGCCCAAAAUAGUCCGGACCGCCUGCUGGCCUCCCAGUGUACCGUGCAAUGGCUGCUGCCUCUCACUCCGUGCAAUUGGGUGCUCCCUGGGGACCCUCGUGCCCAGAGCCCCCUCCCACCCGCUUCCACCGGGUGCACGGAGCCAACAUUCGCGUGGACCCCUCAGGGACUCAGGCCACACGAGUGGAGAGCUUCGCCCACGGUGUGUGCUUCAGUCGCGAUCCUCUGGCUCCUGGCCAGAUAUUCUUGGUCGAGAUCGAGGAAAAAGAGCUGGGUUGGUGUGGGCAUCUGCGUCUUGGCCUGACUGCGCUGGAUCCUGCCAGUCUGGCUUUUGUGCCAGAGUUUUCGCUACCUGACCUGGUCAGCCUGGGCCACACCUGGGUCUUCGCCAUCACGCGCCACCACAACCGUGUGCCCCGGGAGGGCCAGGCAGAGGCAGAGGCAGUGGCCCCCAGCCAACCCCCAUCCCUCCUGGUGGAGCCUUAUCUGUGCAUUGAGCAGUUCCGAAUUCCCCGGGACCGCCUGGUGGGCCGAAGCCAGCCUGGACUAUAUAGUCAUCUCUUGGACCAGCUCUAUGAACUGAAUGUGUUGCCUCCUACCGCUCGCCGCAGCCGCCUGGGCGUUCUCUUCUGCCCGCACCCAGAUGGCACCGCAGACAUGCACAUCAUCAUCAAUGGCGAGGACAUGGGCCCCAGCGCGAGGGGGCUGCCAGCUGCCCAGCCUCUCUAUGCCGUGGUGGACGUGUUUGCCUCCACCAAAAGCGUGCGCCUGGUCCAACUGGAGUAUGGCUUGCCAUCCCUACAGACUCUGUGCCGCCUGGUGAUCCAGAGGAGUGUGGUGCACCGGCUGGCUAUUGAUAGGCUCCACCUGCCCAGGGGACUUAAGGAAUUCUGCAAGUAUGAAUGAAGGUCUGAGGCUACCCAGUGUGUGGGAGCAUGUCCUGGUCCCAGUGCUGCCAACAAGGACCAGCAAUAAACAGCAGAGGUGA
This is a messenger RNA of Octodon degus (degu), 1203 nucleotides long. It is a transcript of the gene Neurl2, whose product is annotated as neuralized E3 ubiquitin protein ligase 2. The record is from RefSeq and is a predicted model, not a curated record. Gene Ontology annotation, molecular function: ubiquitin protein ligase activity. Bases 264 to 1121 code for a protein of 285 amino acids. Gene Ontology annotation, biological process: intracellular signal transduction. Lineage: Eukaryota; Metazoa; Chordata; Mammalia; Rodentia; Octodontidae. The transcript is spliced from 2 exons.